AUGCAGAAACAGCUGCAGGCAAUAUCCAGAGACAAAAAGCUAUGCAGCAGCUACUUGAUCAAAUCCGAAUGGGAGCCAAGUGACAAAUCAGGCGAGGAAACAGAUGAUGGUGAUUCCAGCUCUAGUUUGGACUCCUCUACCAGUCAGCCCUUCACCUUUUCUGGUGUUGAGAAAUAUCGUAAAGACACCAUGGAAAAGGUUGAGAUCACAUGGCUUUCCUUUCAGAUCAUCAAGUAUGUAUGCAGUCCCACUGCUGGUCCUUUAGGAGCUGUGCACGAGCAAAGCUUUGUGGUGUACAGCCAAAACAUGAUGGCCGGCCGAUGCAAAACAAAGUUUGACAUUAUUAAGUUGUUGAGGGACAUUGGUGUUGUAUUUCACUGUCGGGAGCGGAUCCAGAAGUUCAAGACAGAGCUUGACAAAUUUUGGAAAGAUCCACAUGAUCCAUCUGCUGCAACUGCCUUUGCAGAACAAGUUGGAAAGUGGGCACUCCAAACUAAACCCUCAGAGUCCGUGGAUAUUAUGGCGGGGGAAAUGAAAAGAUUGGCAAAAAUCUUUUUGCGGAACAAGCAUUAUUCCAUCACCAAAGACGGACUAAAAAAGAACCAGAAAAGACCAUGGGGGCUCUGGAAGUCUUUGGUUCUUGCCCGGAUUUUUUUCCUAUAUAAACAGGCGAGAGAAGAUUGUGAUGCAGCUGGCGGAGACAAAAAGGAGGACGAUGCCACCAAUGAAGAUGGUGAAGAUGAUGACGAUGAUGAUGAUGUAGAUGACGACAAGGAUGAUGAUGAAGAUGACAGUGAUGACGAUGAUGAAGAUACCAACAAGGAUGAUGAUGAAGAUGACGACAACAAUACUGCUGCUGGUGAUCCUGGAGUCCAAACAAGUGUCAUAAAAUCCCACAUACAAGUUGGCAAUCUUGCUGUAUGCAACUUUGAGCAAAUGGAGGAUGUAUUCUCCGAAUUCAUUGUCCACACCCAAACAAAGAAGCUACCGUCUCCACCUUGCGCCCUGCGAAAUUUAUUUGGGGAUGGAUUUCUCUUUCCAUCCUCAUAA
Messenger RNA from Cylindrotheca closterium, 1050 nucleotides. The record is from the annotation of a GenBank genome assembly. Lineage: Eukaryota; Bacillariophyta; Bacillariophyceae; Bacillariales; Bacillariaceae.